AGAGGAGAGAGUGAGCACAGCAUGAAAAAGAAGAUCGUGAGCUUGUAAGAGAAAGUCAAGACGGGGCAGAAAAGAAAGGGAGGAAGUCUGAUAAACAGAUAAGGGAAAUGUGUUUGUUGUCUGAUUAGGUCGAGCCAGCGUUUGUUUAUCCGCCCGGUUGAAAAUGGCUAUGAGGGUGUGUGGGGAACAGAAACGAUAUGUGUCUACUCUCAGAAUCCAGCUGUCAGCACCAGCAUCUGGAGGAGUCUCACACCACAUCAUUUCACAGAGAAAGACCCGAGACAGUCCAGUUAACUCUGCAAAGAACGAUGUGGACGUGCCAGUUUUCCUUGAACCUCUGCAGGACUGUGUGGCUGACAAAGGAAGUGACAUCACACUAAAGGGCAUCAUCACUGGGAGUCACCCAAUCAGGGUGUCCUGGCUACAUAAUGGUCAGCCAGUGAGAUUUGCUAGAUGCUCAUUUGUGAGUGGAGAAGCGAGGCUGGUUGUUAGGAAAUGUGUCCCCGAGGACGGUGGAGCUUACACAUGUGUAGCUGAAAACACCUCGGGAAAGACGUCCAGCAGCUCGGCGGUGUGUGUCAGAGAGACCCAACAUAAUCACGCGCAGUCUCCUUCGUCCUCGCCUCGUACCCCUGGUGUAGAAAAUUGCGUCUUUAAAUCACCUAAAAGCACUUUAGAGGACAUUAGUGUGUUCAGAGGAACAUCGCAAUCGACGCAAAGUCCUCGAACGCCAACCAGCCCGAGAGAGCUCCCUGUGAAGAGGAGAAGCAGCUCAGGUACAGCCAUCCCUCUGCAGAUUGCAUGUUCAGAUGGUGCUCAGGUGGAGGUGCACAGCGGUGAGACGGCUCGUUUGAGCUGUACAUUCACAGGAAGCUCGCCGAUCGUCGCCUGUUGGAUUUAUAACAAAAAAGAGGUCCUCCAGGACUCCAGGUUCAGGAUCGAGGACAGCAGUGAGAACAGCAGUCUGAUCAUCUCAAAGACUCGACCCGAGGACUCGGGACGGUACACGCUAGUUGUGCUAGACCGUAGAGGCUCCGCCCAGCACUCAGUCACACUGUCUGUCAUCGAGAGACCACAGCGUCUUACCUUGCCCCCAGUGGCCCACAUACUCUCCUCACACUCCCUGGUCCUCUCCUGGUCAGGCCCGUGCUACGACGGUGGUUCGGCCAUUACCCGUUACGUGGUGGAAGUUCAGCAAGUUAGCUUGACCGGGACAGGUUGUUGGACCGAGCUCUCAGACAGCUGUAAAAGCACUUCUCUCAGGGUGACCACCGGACUCCAGCCCCAGGCCGAGUAUCGCUUCCGGGUCAGAGCCGGCAACGCCGUGGGACUGAGCGACCCAAGUCCAGAGUCUCAGGUGAUCAGGAUGGACAGCGGUGCAGGGGAGCCACAUGUAGAAAAGAGAAGCGAUUACAUCACCGUGACCAUUGACGAGAAACACAAAGUCACUGACCACUACGAUGUGCUGAACAAACUGGGAGUAGGGAAGUUCGGUCAUGUGUAUCGCUUGACCCACAAGGAGACUGGUCAGGUAUUUGCUGGGAAGUUCUAUAAAGGUCGGCGUGCGAAAGAGAGAGACGCAGCCAAGAAAGAAAUCGAGCUGAUGAACUCCCUCCAUCAUCCCAAACUGGUGCAGUGUCUGGCAGCAUAUGAUAACAAGCCUGAAAUAGUGAUGGUGAUGGAGUUUAUUCCAGGCGGGGAGCUCUUUGAACGUAUUGUAGAUGAUAACUUUGAGCACACAGAGCAAUCCAGUGUCGGUUACAUGCGUCAGAUCUUGCAAGGAGUUCAGUACAUGCACCAGCAGAACAUCGUGCACAUGGAUCUGAAACCAGAGAACAUCGUGUGUGAGGACAGAACCGGAUUUCAGAUCAAGAUUAUUGACUUCGGGCUCGCCUGCAAGCUGGACUCCUCCAUUCCUCUGAAAGUGAUGCAUGGUACCCCUGAGUUUGUGGCUCCGGAGGUCAUCAACUACGAACCUGUGCAUCUGAAUACUGACAUGUGGAGCAUUGGAGUGAUCUGUUAUAUACUGUUAAGUGGUGAAUCUCCAUUCCAGGGAGACAGCGAUACAGAGACACUGGCGUUAGUGACCGCGGCCCAGUGGGAGUUUGACGAGGAUAGUUUUGAGGACAUCACAAGCCAAGCCAAAGACUUCAUUAGCUCUUUACUGCAGAAGAAUGUCAGGCACCGGAUGUCCUGUGAUGAAGCUCUGGCUCAUUCCUGGCUCGCGACAUUAGAGUCAGCAGACCCCGGCGCAGCCAAGAACCUCUCCAAAGACAAGAUGAAGAAGUUCUUAGCCAGGCAGAAGUGGAAGAAAACAGGCAAAGCCGUGCUGGCUCUGAAAAGGAUGGCCUUGCUGUCCAAAUCUGACAACUCCUCAUGUCUGACCAGCCCUGUGGAUGAUACAGAGCAUGUCCUCAAGUCCCUGGAGAAGAGGAUGCAGUCGAAACCCGAGUUCCUUAAGACGCCGUGCGACGUGAAGGUCUUUAAGGACUCCACCGUGCAGCUUAUCUGUUGUGUCACUGGUUACCCAGAUCCUGACGUGCUCUGGCUGAGGGAUGGUGAAGCCCUGGAGAAGCAGGAAGGCCGUAUACAGGUGGAUUAUGAGGAAGACGGGUUGUGUUUCCUCACGCUGGAUUGUGUCUCCCUGCAGGACACUGGCACAUACACCUGUAAAGCCAUCAAUGUCCAUGGAGAGGCGCUCUGCUCAGCUAAAAUUACUGUAGCGGACCAGGACUAAGACAUUUUGAUGAUCCUUAGAGAUAUAUAUAUAUAAAUAUAAAACUGUAUGUCUUACUGACUGUCACUUUUUAUAUUCCUCUUUACUGAACAAAAAUCUUGACAUACACAUAUAGUAGUUUGUCUUUUUUGUAAAUGGCAGACUUCCCAUGGUUGGACAAAAUGUCUAGUUUAUUUUCAAUUAAAAGCAAUGUAAAAUUGUAUUUUUAAAAAUGUGGAAAUCUGUAGCUUUUUCAUGUAUUGUUGUUGAUGUUUGAGAGCAGUUCUUCACGCAUCCAUUAGUUUGAUGGGUUUGUAACAUCCAACUUUGAGAUUGUAUUUGUAUCCAAGUUAAAUGUUUUUGCUUCUCUGCCAAAAUACACAAAUCAGAAAACGGA
Silurus meridionalis is the source of this 3113-nucleotide messenger RNA. It is a transcript of the gene mylk5, whose product is annotated as myosin, light chain kinase 5. NCBI's taxonomy places the organism in Eukaryota, Metazoa, Chordata, Actinopteri, Siluriformes, Siluridae. Gene Ontology annotation, biological process: protein phosphorylation. The record is from RefSeq and is a predicted model, not a curated record. Bases 164 to 2737 code for a protein of 857 amino acids. Gene Ontology annotation, molecular function: protein kinase activity; ATP binding; protein binding. The transcript has 17 exons.